AUGUCAGGUGUAGGACUCGUGAACGGCGUGCGGGUGACCCCCGAUGACCCAAGUCGAGUUGUCACCGUUCAAGCUCAAUCGGGAAAGACAGGUAAAGAGAUGAGCAUCUCAUACACCAAUUGCAAAGUGGUAGGAAACGGAAGUUUCGGUGUAGUCUUUGCUGCAAAGAUGCUACCUGUGAAGCAUGAUGAUGGAUUAGAAGAACCUGAAUCUGAAAUCGCCAUCAAGAAGGUCCUACAAGACAAACGAUUCAAGAACCGAGAACUACAAAUCAUGCGACUUGUAUCUCACCCAAAUGUUGUCGACCUGAAAGCUUUCUUCUACUCAAACGGUGAUAAGAAAGAUGAAGUUUACCUCAACCUUGUACUCGAAUUCGUCCCCGAAACCGUAUACAGAGCUUCCAGACAUUACGCUAAGCUCAAACAGGCUAUGCCAAUGUUACAAAUCAAAUUGUACAUGUACCAGUUACUCCGAUCACUAGCCUACAUUCACUCCGUAGGAAUAUGUCAUAGAGAUAUCAAACCUCAAAACCUCUUACUCAACCCUGCGACCGGCAUUUUGAAAUUAUGUGAUUUCGGUUCGGCCAAAAUCCUAAUUGCUGGUGAACCAAAUGUUUCGUACAUCUGUUCGAGAUAUUACCGUGCACCCGAGUUAAUCUUUGGAGCUACUAACUAUACAACAAAUAUCGAUAUCUGGUCAACGGGUUGUGUGAUGGCUGAAUUGAUGUUGGGUCAACCUCUCUUCCCUGGUGAAUCAGGUAUAGAUCAAUUGGUCGAGAUUAUCAAAGUCUUAGGUACACCCACGAGAGAACAGAUCAAGACUAUGAAUCCUAAUUACAUGGAACAUAAAUUCCCUCAAAUCAAACCUCAUCCAUUCACCAAAGUCUUCCGACCUCGAACUCCUCAAGAUGCCAUCGCACUGAUCAGCAACCUACUUGAAUAUACUCCUACAGCGAGGUUGACAGCUCCCGAAGCGCUCGUUCAUCCAUUCUUCGAUGAGUUGAGAGUGGAAGGCUCCAGAUUACCUAAUGGGAAGGAAAUGCCUGCGUUGUUCGAUUUCACUCGGGAGGAACUUUCAACUCGACCAGAUCUCAUUCGACAACUCGUACCUCCACACGCCGAAUCUGCACUUUCAGAGAGAGGGAUUGAUAUUGAAGGAUUCGUUCCAAUCCCAUUGGAACAAUUGCGUAUUUCUCUUGAUGUGAGUUAUAAACAUAUCAAUAUAUUCAUUUACACUUAG
Messenger RNA from Kwoniella botswanensis, 1239 nucleotides. RefSeq lists its product as uncharacterized. Gene Ontology annotation, biological process: signal transduction; protein phosphorylation. Gene Ontology annotation, cellular component: cytoplasm. Lineage: Eukaryota; Fungi; Basidiomycota; Tremellomycetes; Tremellales; Cryptococcaceae. Gene Ontology annotation, molecular function: protein serine/threonine kinase activity; ATP binding; protein serine/threonine/tyrosine kinase activity. The coding region runs from base 1 to 1239 and encodes 412 amino acids. The transcript has 7 exons. The record is from RefSeq and is a predicted model, not a curated record.